Lotus japonicus is the source of this 2056-nucleotide messenger RNA. RefSeq names its product aluminum-activated malate transporter 4-like. Bases 76 to 1761 code for a protein of 561 amino acids. The transcript has 6 exons. Lineage: Eukaryota; Viridiplantae; Streptophyta; Magnoliopsida; Fabales; Fabaceae. Gene Ontology annotation, cellular component: plant-type vacuole membrane. The record is from RefSeq and is a predicted model, not a curated record. Gene Ontology annotation, biological process: malate transport.
CUUUCACUUCUCCACCCCAACACUCCCUUCAUUCUCUCCUUCUUCUUCAUCUCUGUCCCUUCUCUCCAUCCAAAAAUGCUCUCUGCUUCUUCAUCAAAAUCCAACCACACAAUGUCAAUGAGGGUAGGCUCCUUCAGGCACAGUUUCCUUGAGAAGAGCAAAGAGAGGCUCCUCAAGAGGGAAUACCCAGAAUUCUCCGACGAAAAUGGCGGCUCCGGCAACCGCUCCAUGCUCGACGCGCUCUCUGAUCACGUCGCUCGCCUUCGCGACGGGUUGCGAGAGUUUGUCAAGAAGUUGUAUGAGAUGGGUCGCGCUGAUCGACGUAAAGUGGUGUUCGCCAUGAAAGCUGGGUUGUCAUUGGCCAUUGUCUCGCUUUUCAUAUACAUUAAGGAGGAACAGCUUAGCAAGUAUUCAAUCUGGGCCAUUCUCACUGUUGUUGUUGUUUUUGAAUUCAGCAUAGGUGCAACCCUUAGCAAAGGAUUCAAUCGAGCUUUGGGAACAGUUUCUGCUGGAGUUCUUGCUCUGGGUAUAGCGCGAUUAUCGGUAUCGGUUGGUGGAGCUUUUGAGGAACUUAUUACUGUGGUAGCUAUUUUUAUUGCAGGGUUUCUUGCAAGCUUUGUGAAGCUGUAUCCUGUGAUGAAGCAAUAUGAAUAUGGCUUUCGAGUAUUCUUGUUAACAUUUUGCAUUGUAUUGGUUUCUGGGAGGCAUGGAAUGCAGUUUUUCAACACUGCUUUUUACAGAUUGAUUCUCAUUGGUGUUGGUGCUGGUGUAAGUUUAUCUGUGAACAUUUGCAUCUACCCCAUCUGGUCUGGGGAGGAUCUGCACAAAUUGGUGGUGAAAAAUUUCCAUGGAGUUGCUACAUCUUUAGAAGGUUGUGUAACUGGGUACCUGCAAUGUGUUGAAUAUGAGAGGAUCCCAUCCAAAAUUCUUGUGUAUCAAGCCUCUGAUGAUCCUGUUUAUAGCGGGUAUAGAACAGCAGUGCAGUCGUCAAGCCAAGAGGAAACUUUGCUAGAUUUUGCACUAUGGGAGCCACCUCAUGGUCCAUACAAGAUGUUCAAAUAUCCUUGGAGAAGCUACACCAAAGUUAGUGGAUCACUGAGGCAUUGUGCUCUCACAGUCAUGGCAUUGCAUGGAUGCAUACUUUCAGAAAUACAGGCUCCUCCGGAGAAGAGGCUGGUUUUCUUUGAAGAACUUCAGAAGGUUGGUGCUGAAGGAGCUAAAGUAUUACGCCUACUCGGUAGUAAAAUGGAAAAGAUGGAAAAGCUAAGCAAUAUCGACAUUCUCCUCGAAGUUCAUGAGGCAGCUGAGCUAUUGCAGAUGAAGAUUGACAGACAAUCAUUCCUCCUAGUCAAUCCAGAGUGCUGGAAAGCUUUAAGACAGCCUAAGGAAAAAGAACAACCUGACAAUUCAAUUGAUCCUAAAGACAAUGAGAACAAAGAGUCGCUGACCACUUCCGUUAGUGAAUCAGCAGCUGAUUCAAAACUUAAUAUAACCAUAGAGCCUUCUAUACCAGAAUCUAGUUUUCCACAGACCAUGAACAAGAGCUUAGUGUCAUGGCCACACCUUUCUUUUUACACAGAUGCUAUAAUGAAUGAGGCAGAAUCUAAAGUAUAUGAAAGUGCAAGCUCCUUGUCUUUGGCAACAUUUGCAUCACUCUUAAUCGAGUUUGCAGCGAGGCUUCAACAUCUUGUGGAUGAAUAUCAAGAUCUUAGUGAGAAGGCAAAAUUUAAAGAUCCCUUUGAACAACCAGUGCUGAAGUAAGGGUUAGUGGCAUUUUGUUGGAGCAGACUUCAUAGGUGCCUUGUUAAUAGGUCAUGACUUUAUAUAUAGGGCCAUGUAGUGGCAUUUUGUUUCAUUCUUUUUAUAAAAAAAUUUGAAAUUGAAGAUGCAUUCUUCUCCAAUUUUCCUUGGCUUUUGUUAUGAUAAUUUAAAGAUGGUCAGGGAGAUGAGGGAGGACUAAAACUUCAAUACUCUUUUUAGUUUAAACUAAGAACUAACUGUUCUGAUUUGUUUUACUUUGUAAAGCUAUCUCAUUAAGCGAUAACAUGUUAUGUAU